AUGAAUGCGCGCGAUGAACUGGUAGAGCAACUUUCUAUUGCCCUUUCAGAUAUUGAGCAGCUCCAACCCUGCACCGACACUGCAUUAGACGCCGAGUUACUUGGCGCUGUAGCGGAUUACAUUGAGUCAGGUGUGAAUGCCGAAGCAACGCUGAAACGACUGCGCGGUACCCUCGCACAAGUGGCAAAAAAAGGGAGUGUACCGCAGGCCCCGGUACAGGUCAAAAAGGAAAGCGAGGGCGAAGAAAAAGAGAUGAAUGGAAACGGCGCUGUUAGCGCCCCCGUGCUCACAGCAGAGGAAUUAGGAAGACAACGGGCACAGCUCAUUUUAAGAGAUAUUCUGAAAGAACGGUAUGCCAGACAUUAG
Molecule: messenger RNA, 366 nt
Organism: Trypanosoma brucei brucei TREU927
Lineage: Eukaryota; Euglenozoa; Kinetoplastea; Trypanosomatida; Trypanosomatidae
Exons: 1
Coding region: 1-366 (121 amino acids)
Source: RefSeq, a predicted model, not a curated record